Messenger RNA from Dovyalis caffra, 318 nucleotides. The record is from the annotation of a GenBank genome assembly. Lineage: Eukaryota; Viridiplantae; Streptophyta; Magnoliopsida; Malpighiales; Salicaceae.
AUGGGAUUCAAAGAAGGCAAGUACAUUUAUAUAGAGUCCAAGGGGGAGGAAUUGGUGAUGACAAGGAACACCAAGAGAAGAGAACAAUGGGAGAGCUCCCAAAUUGCGACAGUUGUCACAAGGAGAGGAUUUCACUCUGGAAUGACUAAAUGUUUAGAUGCGGGAUCUUUAAGAAGGGAUGGACUUAUUAGGGAGAAAAAAGAUCCCGGACAUGGAGUAGGAAUCUUUGGAGAGGGAUGGAGGAUUCCAAACAUGAAAGAGGAAUACUUAAAGAAGGAGUAUUCCUUAGAGGAAAGAGGAUCCCUUGGAGAGAAGUGA